AGCAUCCACUAAAGGUGGUAUAAAUAAUGAUACAUUAUACCUUAUUCCAAACAUAAAAGGUGAUUACGCUAUUAAGAAAAGGAGUUUAAUAGGAAUUGUCGAUUAUAACGGAAAUAUGUAUUUGUUUGGCGGGACUUCAAGUGAACUUGGUACUUUAAAUGAUAUGAUGAUUUUAGACACGAUAAAUUUAACCUGGAAAUCCGGAAGUAUGAUAAAUGCACCUACCCCAAGAUUUUAUUAUGGUGCAAACUUGUUACCAAAUCAAAACAUCAUAUACUUUGGUGGGCAUAAUGGCAAAGAGAUAAUUGAAUUAAAUGAGAUACACUUGUAUGAUAUUGUUAAUAACUUCUGGAAUACAAAAAAAACUUCAGGGUCAUCCCCUUCCAAAAGAUAUUUAUUUUCUACCGUUCUCGGAUUGGAUGGAAAAAGGAUAAUAAUAUUUGGAGGUUUUAAUGUUGUGUCUACAGACUCAUUUUAUGUAUUAGAUACCAUAAAUUUCGAAUGGUAUGUCCCAAACGUUUCUGGUGACAUUCCAGCAAAUCGAUAUAAUCAUAAAUCAAAUGUAAUUGGAAAUUUUAUGGUCGUAUCUUUUGGUAAAAUAUGA
Molecule: messenger RNA, 604 nt
Organism: Funneliformis geosporum
Lineage: Eukaryota; Fungi; Glomeromycota; Glomeromycetes; Glomerales; Glomeraceae
Source: the annotation of a GenBank genome assembly